Molecule: messenger RNA, 1103 nt
Organism: Piliocolobus tephrosceles (Ugandan red Colobus)
Lineage: Eukaryota; Metazoa; Chordata; Mammalia; Primates; Cercopithecidae
Gene: CALML6
Product: calmodulin like 6
Exons: 6
Coding region: 532-1002 (156 amino acids)
Cellular component (GO): myosin II complex
Molecular function (GO): calcium ion binding
Source: RefSeq, a predicted model, not a curated record
GGUAAUUAGACCCAGACAGGGAGGGUCAGUGCGGGUCUGAGGAGGGAACACACGUGUGCAGGCAUGUGCUCCACUGUGGCGUGUUGAUACUGAUCAGCCUGGGCACCAGGCCCCCUCGGGAGCCAGCUUUGCUGUUCUGAGUAGAAGGGAGGUCAGGUUUCCUUGAGAAACCCCAAAAUAGCCCCCAACUGGCCCGACUUCCAGCGGGCAGCCCAGCCCCCAGGCCCUGUCUGUCUUGUCCCCUUUCCCCCUUCACCCCCAGCCCAUGUCCUGCUGUCUUCUCCCUGAAUGGUGGACCCUCAGCCCCUCCUGUACAAGGUGGUCAAGAGGUGCCUAAUGCAUUUGUGCAUUUGACCUGUCCUGAGAGUUUGUGACAUACCGGCACGGGGCCAACGUUGAGUCCACCAGGAUGGGAGGGUGGCCAGGCUCUGAGCCACUGGGCACCAGCCGGCCAGGAUAGGCCUUCAACAAGAAAUCUCACUGCAGCCCUGGUGCCACCACCCUGCAGAAUCCUGUCAGACAACCACCGACAUGACAGAGCGCCUGUCGGCUGAGCAGAUCAAGGAGUAUAAGGGAGUCUUUGAGAUGUUUGAUGAAGAGGGCAACGGGAAGGUGAAGACGGGGGAGCUGGAGCGGCUCAUGAGCCUGCUGGGUAUCAACCCCACCAAGAGUGAGCUGGCCUCGAUGGCCAAGGACGUGGACAGAGACAACAAAGGGUUCUUCAACUGCGAUGGUUUCCUGGCACUAAUGGGAGUUUACCAUGAGAAGGCCCAGAACCAGGAGAGCGAGCUGAGGGCAGCAUUCCGCAUCUUCGACAAAGAGGGCAAGGGCUACAUUGAUUGGAACACACUCAAGUACGUGCUCAUGAAUGCAGGGGAGCCCCUCAAUGAGGUGGAGGCAGAGCAGAUGAUGAAGGAGGCUGACAAGGACGGGGACGGGACCAUCGACUAUGAGGAGUUUGUGGCCAUGAUGACCGGGGAGUCCUUCAAGCUGAUCCAGUAGGGCGCAGCUGCUACAGUUGUGGGAGGCCUGCCCGGGAAGGCCGCUGCCCCUGCCCCCUGCCACCCACUCCCCCAGCUCUGUGCAAAAUAAAUGUUCUAGCC